AUGAAUGGUCUUUCACUUGCAUCAAAAAAGAGUAUUCGGGAUGACUUUACAAAUAAAAUUCCAGAACUUAAGAAAACUUUAAAUUCUAUUACAGAAUUUGAUUACGAAUUUAUUGUGGAUUUUAGUAAAAUUCAUGCUGAUUGCAUUAAAGCUGUUCCUGAUAAUAAAGAAUGGAUAACUAAAAGUUUAGGAAAUAUUGCUUUUCAAUAUUUCGAAUCUUUAAUCUCUAAUAUUGACAAGGUUACCAAAAAUGAUGAUUUGGUUCGUUCGGAUUUUGUUAAAAUAACAAAUAAUAGAGAAAUUCAUUUUCUUACUGAUUCAGAAAUUCAAAAUUAUAAUGAAACCGUUAUUCUCGAUGGUAACAUUUAUAUAAAAGCACGACCUUCAAAUUAUGGUACUAACUCUGGAGGUGUUGGAUAUAAUAUUUUAGAUUUAUUGAAAUCUUCAGAUGAAGUGUUACCUUUAGUUACAAAAAAGAAUAUUCGCGAUAGUUGGGAACAACAAAUACCUUCUUUAAAAAAAUCUCUCAAACAGGCCUUGGGUGAGGAUUAUGAAUUUGUGAUCAAUUGGGAAGAUGUUUAUUUAAAAGCAAUUUCGGCAAAAAAAGAUUGCAUUGAUUGGGUGACCUCUCGAUUAGGUGAAAUUGUUUAUGCGUAUUUUGAAUCUCUGAUAAAAUAUAUGAAUGAUAAUGCUAAAAAAGAUGAUUUGAUCAGAUCAGAAUUUGUCAAUGUUAUUCAUACAAAAAAGUUUUAUUUCGUUUACGAUGAGGAUAUAAAUGAUUAUAAUGCCAUUGAGGUUAAAGAUGGUGAAUUGUAUAUCAAAGUUAAACCUGAAUCAUUAGGAACAAAUUCAUCCAUUGGUUAUAAUAUUGUCGAUGUGAUUAAAGAUCCAAAUGACGUUCUUCCGUUGAGAACAAAAAAAAGUAUUCGAGAUGAAUGGGAAAAGGAAAUUCCUGGUCUCAAGAAACAACUCAAGCAAUGUUUGGGCGAAGAUUACCAAUUUAAAGUAGACUUUAGUGAAAUUUAUGUACAGAUUAUUAAAGCCAAUGAAUAUAACACCGAUUGGUUUUCCAGAAGUCUGGGAAAUGUCAUUUUUCAAUAUUUCAGUUCAUUAAUUAAAAAUAUUGAAAAUUAUACUAAGAAGGAUGAUUUAGUUCGUCAAGAAUUUUUGGAUUUGACCAGUACAAGAAGUUUCCAUCUCGUGGUUGAUAAUGAAGUCGAAGAUUAUCAUGAUGUUAAGAUAAUGGAUGGUGGUUUGUACAUUAUGGUUAAUCCUGAGAGAUUUGGCAAUAAUGCAUCGCCUGGAUAUGAUAUAGUUGAAAGACUUCACGCACCAGAUUCGGUUCUCCCAGUGAUUACCAAAGUAAACAUUCGUUAUCAAUGGACCAAGAAGAUUCCUGCACUAAAGAAAAAACUUAAAGAUGCAGUUCGUGAAGAAAUCGAAUUUGUAGUAGAUUUUGAUAACAUCUUUGAAAUUGCAAAGAAAAAUUCAAAUGAUGGUGGUAAUUGGCAUAAAAGUCAAUUAGGUGAAACCGUUUAUGGAUAUUUUGAAUCUUUGGUUGCAAAUAUUAUUAAAGAUGAUAUGGUUAGAGAUAAUUUUGUUGAAAUUGUGACAACUAAGAAAAUUUAUUUGAUCUUUGACGAAGAAGUCACAAAUUACAACGACCUUUUAGUUAAAGAUGGUGCAUUAUACAUUAGAGUUGGACCAAGUUAUUUGGGCACUAACAGCAAUAACAUUGGCUAUAAUAUUAUUGAUGUCUU
Messenger RNA from Dentiscutata erythropus, 1760 nucleotides. The record is from the annotation of a GenBank genome assembly. NCBI's taxonomy places the organism in Eukaryota, Fungi, Glomeromycota, Glomeromycetes, Diversisporales, Gigasporaceae.